Messenger RNA from Symbiodinium sp. CCMP2592, 2586 nucleotides. The record is from the annotation of a GenBank genome assembly. NCBI's taxonomy places the organism in Eukaryota, Dinophyceae, Suessiales, Symbiodiniaceae.
AUGGCUUCCAUGUCCGAAUCAGAACUCAGAGCCACUGCCUCUUUGCGCCGUCGUGCUGCCUUGUCAAAACCGAACCGUGCGACCCCUGAAGAGAUUUCGCUUCUUCAGGAGGCCUCUAACUCCGAGGUUACCGAUAACUUCAUAGAGGGACCCUACACCGAAGCCCAGGUCACUGAAAUUUUCGGCCAUUCGGAUUGGGGCAUCAUUCCCAGGUUCGUUCUUGAGCAAGGCCUUGAAAAGAAGAUUCGACCCAUAGAUGAUGGGCAUGCUUCGCAGGUCAAUGAGGCUUUCACUUCCUUGAUUAAGCUGGAACUUCAAGGGGCCGACUUCGUCGCGGGUCUGGCUCUGCUGAUCUCCCAGGCCGAAAAGGAACGUUCAGAGCGCCUAGGUGUCGCUGCGAGGAAGUGGGUGGGUCGGACCCUAGACCUCUCAAAAGCUUAUAAACAACUAGGGGUACUCCCGCAACACCGUGACAUCGCCGUCAUCUGCCAUCCCAAUGAAGAUGGCGAACCGCAAUUCUUUAUUGCGAACGCACUGAUGUUCGGCUUGACAUCGUCGGUGUAUGGAUUUGUAAGAGUGGCUAGAAGCUUGCAUUUCCUGCUGGCCAAAGUGCUGAAGAUCCCUUCAGCCAACUACUUCGACGAUUACCCUCUCUUCACUUUGAGAGAUGGGGCCCACGAGCUUGAUGGUUUAACUUCCGAAUUCCUAGAACUGCUGGGGUGGCGCUUCGCCCAGACCGGGGUAAAGGGUCAACCGUACGAGGAGGCCUUCACAGUCCUCGGAAUGCAGCUGGACAUCAGUCGUCUGCACGAAGGUGCUGCCGUGCUGGCAAACAAGGAAGGCCGUGUCAAGCGCAUUUCCGAAAUGCUGGGCAGCAUUUUUGACAAGGGGGCCCUGGGCAGGCAUGAGGCGCAAGUUCUCCUUGGACUCUUGAACUAUGCCUCAGGUUUCUUUGCAGGCCGAUCCUUGAAGCCAGCGUGCCACUUCCUGCUCUCCUUGGUAAGGGGGAAGCGCCAAACGGCUGCCGAAAUAAAGCGCUUCUGCAAAACUACGCAGGCUGUCUUGAGCACCACUCCACCUAGAGUCCUUCGCAUCUUUGACCCUCGACCGCCCAUUCAUGUUUGGACGGAUGGAGCUUGGGAAGACCCUUGGGCUGGAAUUGGUGCGGUUGUUCUUGACACGCUAGAUGAUAGUGCCAGGGUUUUUGCCGGUUGUGUACCCGCUAAGCUUUUGGAACGCUGGAAGCUAGAUGUGGGGUCGCAACUCAUAUGCGAGAUCGAGCUCUACGCUUUGGUCACUCUGCGUCGCAUGCUCCAAAACAGCUUGUGCAACAGAAGAGUCAUCUUUUGGCUUGACAACGAAGCAGCACGCACCUCAGCCAUCAAAGGUUUGAGCCAGAGCGAGUCGAUGUAUCGCCUCGCCCAUUAUCUUGCAGUGAUCGAAGCUGAGGCGCCUUGUAUCGCUUGGUACGAGAGAGUGCCUUCCUUUUCCAACAUAGCCGAUCCCCCUUCACGAGGUGAGGGGCACAGCAUCCUCAGCUUGGUAGGCGCCAAGGUCGUGGAAGCUUUCAUCCAUGAUGAAAGCUCAAACCAGAGAUUCCUUCAUCAGGGGUUUUUGAAAGAAAACCAUGACUCCUCCGUGAAGGCAGCAUUGCGCCUUUUUGGAGUUGAUUGGGCGAGCGACAAGGACCUUCCCUUCUCACCGACGGCCGAUGUUUUGGGCGUCCGACUGGAUGCGACGGAUAUGGAGGGCGGAGUGCUGAGGGUCAAAAACAAGCCAGAAAGAUCCAAGGAAAUUGCCUCUUCGAUCGAUAAGAUCCUUGCGGAUGGCUGUAUUGAUCCGAAGCAGAUCCCCUCUUUGUUUGGCCGGAUACAGUUUUCGGAAAGUCAGUUGAUGGGACGACAGGGGCGCCUGGCUUUGGCUCAGAUUCGCUGGCUCUCGAGUGCUCGUCACCGUCAUGUUCUGUCUUCCCUGGACGCCACGGUCUUCAGAAGCUUGAGGGAGAGGAUGCUUGAGGGCAGGCCGCGCGAGAUCCAGGUUCUUCCCAUUGGCGGCCAGACUCUUGUUUUCACUGACGGUGCAUGCGACAAGCUGGGGGACAAGUUUAGCUGCUCAAUCGGAGGUGUCAUGUAUCGGGUGCUUCCAACUGGCUUCCGCGAGACGAGGGCGUUCGGGUGCUACCUGGACGAAUCGGUCGUCGAGCAAUGGGCGGGACUGGGCAAGAGACACCUGAUAGGUCCUACCGAGCUUUUCGCGGUGGUGGCGGCCAGACAUGUCUGGAAAGAUUUCCUGAAUGAUCAGAGGGUCGUCUUUUACGUGGAUCACAGUGGUGUUUUGUCUGCGAUGAUCAAAGGGUCUUCCCGCGAUGAUCUCUGGAGGAGCAUCUUGCUUCACUACGAGUGUGCCGACUCGAUGGGGCCAGCGAUCUCGUGGUUCGCUCGGGUCCCGAGCAAGUCGAACCCCGGCGAUGGGCCUUCGCGGUCCGACUGGAGAUUCCCUGUUUUCGGCGAGUACUUCGAAGAUCGGAUUGUGUGCUUCAUAAGCGGCAGAGUUCUCAAAGUCACGGGGCAAAGAGUGCAGGGGUGA